Gastrolobium bilobum is the source of this 876-nucleotide messenger RNA. Its product is annotated as putative F-box/LRR-repeat protein 9. The record is from RefSeq and is a predicted model, not a curated record. Gene Ontology annotation, molecular function: protein binding. The coding region runs from base 1 to 876 and encodes 291 amino acids. The transcript has 2 exons. Lineage: Eukaryota; Viridiplantae; Streptophyta; Magnoliopsida; Fabales; Fabaceae.
AUGAAACAAAUUCUGACGGUGUUCUUAAUUAUAUUCAAAGGUCUUCUUAAACCAAAAAUCCUUUUGAGGUUGUUAUGGAAAAUCAUUUUCUCAGCAUUUUCAUCGAAAUCCAAAACCAGGGAUUGGCUGGAUCUUCCGCCGGAUGUUACUGCAAAAAUUCUCCAGAAGCUUGGAGUAAUCGAAAUCCUGAUGAACGCUCAGUUGGUGUGCACUGAGUGGAGGAGCAUCUGUUUUGAUUCUCUUAUGUGGCGCACCAUUGACAUGCGGAUUGAGGACUAUCCCUGCAUCUCCCACUUCCAUUUGAGGACUAUGUGUCGCAUAGCAAUCAACCGCAGCUGUGGCCAAUUGUUUGAUAUUAAUGUCGAGCGUUUUGGUAACGAUGAUCUGCUCGAGUACAUCGCCUAUUCUACAUAUCAUCUACGACGGCUACGUUUUGCAGAUUGCUCUGGCAUAUCGGAUAGAGUAUUGAGUGAAGUUGCUAAAAAGCUUCCGAUGUUAGAGGAGCUUGACAUUUCCGGCUGUUACAUACGCAGGCGUGGUCUACAAGCAAUUGGACAACGUUGCCCACUUUUAAAAUCCUUGAAAUUCAAUGCUGCCUCCCUUGACUCUGAUAAGGAGGCAUUUGCUAUUGCUAGAACCAUGCCUGAGUUACGCCAUCUGGAGCUGUCUAAAAACAGGUUGACUAAUGUUGGCUUGCUUGCCAUUCUUGAUGGUUGUCCUCACAUUGAAUAUCUUGACUUAUGGCGGUGUCCAAAUGUUGAUUUGGGAGGAAGUUUGGGGAAAAGAUGUGCUCAACAGAUUAAGGAAUUACGGGAUCCAAAUGGGCAAUGGCUCCUAAUGAUAUCUUUAGACAAUAUUAUGAAGCUGGGAUUUUGA